Messenger RNA from Morone saxatilis (striped sea-bass), 2181 nucleotides. RefSeq names its product kelch-like family member 24a (gene klhl24a). Gene Ontology annotation, molecular function: protein binding. Bases 304 to 2106 code for a protein of 600 amino acids. The transcript has 8 exons. NCBI's taxonomy places the organism in Eukaryota, Metazoa, Chordata, Actinopteri, Moronidae. The record is from RefSeq and is a predicted model, not a curated record.
CAACUAUAAAUGGGUUCUGUGUUUACUGUUAGCCAGUUAGAGCUCUUUGUUUUUUUCAUAACCUCAAAAUCAAAAUGUCCCGGCUAUGUUGCAGCCUACAUUGUUUGCCAUAACUGUUCGAGGGCAGAUACUGUAAAAGAUACUGAUAAACUUUUUUAGGAUAUAGAUACAUUUUUAUUAACUUUUUUGUUGUUGUUGUUUUUCCUCCACUUGUAAUUGAAGAGGAAGCCUGCUCUGGGGAAAAAAACCGCUGCAUAAGGUCAUCUUACAGUUUAGAGAAGGUCUACGUUGAAGGUGGCAGCCAUGGUGUUGAUUCUGGGCAGAAGGAUGAACAGGGAGGAAUCUGGGAUCAGAGAUUCACCAGCUGUCAAACGCAAGGUGUUUGAGGUUGACUCCAAAACUUUAGCCAGCCCGGAUGUGUUGGACUUCUGCUCCGGUUCGUCCCACUCCGACGGCAUCCUGCAGGUCUUCAACGAGUUUCGCGACUGCCGCCUGUUCACCGACGUUGUGAUCAGCGUGCAGGGCCGCGAGUUCCCCUGCCACCGUGCCGUGCUCUCGGCCUGCUCCUCCUACUUCAGAGCCAUGUUCUGCAACGAUCACCGCGAGAGCCGCGAGAUGCUGGUCGAGAUCAAUGGCAUCCUGGCCGAGGCGAUGGACUCCUUCCUCACCUAUGUUUACACCGGCCGCGCCAAGAUCACCACCGAGAACGUCCAGUUCCUCUUCGAGACCUCCAGCCUCUUCCAGAUCGCCACGCUGCGUGAUGCCUGUGCCAAGUUCCUGGAGGACCAGCUGGACCCGUGCAACUGCCUGGGCAUCCAGCGCUUCGCAGAUGCCCAUUCCCUGAAGCAUCUAGCCAGCCGCUGCCGCAGCUACACCCUGGCCAACUUCUCAGAGGUGGCGCAGCAUGAGGAGUUCCUCGACCUACACAAGGAGGAGCUGGAGGAGUACACCGGCAGUGAUGAGCUGUCCAUCGGUAAGGAGGAGGUGGUGUUUGAGGCGGUGAUGCGAUGGGUGUACAAUAAUGUGGAGCACAGAAAGCCCAUGCUGAAGGCCCUGCUGCAGAAUGUGCGCCUGCCCCUUCUGCACCCCAACUACUUUGUCCAGACAGUGGAGGGAGACUUGCUCAUCCAGAAUGCUCCAGAGUGCUACCAGCUUCUCCACGAGGCCAGGCGCUACCACGUGCUUGGGAAUGAAAUGAUGUCACCCAGAACUCGUCCACGCAGGUCGACUGGCUUCUCUGAGGUGAUUGUGGUGGUGGGGGGUUGUGAGAGAAUAGGGGGCUUCAACCUUCCCUACACUGAAUGCUAUGAUCCAGUGACAGGAGAGUGGAAAUCACUGGCCAAACUACCUGAGUUCACCAAAUCAGAGUAUGCUGUCUGCGCCCUCCGCAAUGACAUUCUGGUGUCAGGUGGUCGUAUCAACAGCAGGGACGUGUGGAUGUACAACUCCCAGCUCAACCUGUGGAUCAGAGUGGCUUCUCUGAACAAAGGCCGCUGGAGACACAAGAUGGGUGUCCUACUGGGCAAGGUCUAUGCGGUAGGUGGCUACGAUGGGCAGAGCCGCCUGAGCAGCGUGGAGUGUUACGACUCCUUCUCCAACCGCUGGACAGAGGUGGCUCCCAUGAAAGAGGCCGUCAGCUCUCCGGCCGUGGCCAGCUGCGCCGGCAAGCUCUUUGUCAUAGGAGGAGGGCCUGACGACGACACUUGUUCAGACAAGGUUCAGUGCUAUGAUCCAGAGACAGACACUUGGUUACUACGGGCCAACAUCCCCAUCGCAAAGCGCUGUAUCACAGCAGUGUCCCUCAACAACCUGAUCUACGUGUGUGGUGGUCUCACCAAGUCCAUAUUCUGCUACGACCCUGCAGAGGACUAUUGGAUGCAUGUGGUUCAAACCUUUAACAAACAGGAGAGCUGUGGCAUGUCAGUGUGCAAUGGUAAGAUCUUCAUCCUUGGUGGCAGAGGGGAAAGUGGCGAAGCAACAGACACCAUCCUGUGUUACGACCCGGCAACAGGCAUCAUCACGGGAGUGGCAGCCAUGCCGAGGCCGAUCUCCUACCAUGGCUGUGUAACCAUCCACCGCUACAAUGAAAAGUACCAAAGGCCCUGACCAUAAACAAACAUACAGAUCCUGAACACACACACACACACACACACACACACACACACACACACACACUCUCAC